AUGGCGUCUUCUCACAAGACUUUCAGGAUUAAGAGGUUCCUGGCCAAGAAACAGAAGCAGAACCGGCCCAUUCCUCAGUGGAUUAGAAUGAAAACUGGCAAUAAGAUCAGGUACAACUCCAAGAGAAGACAUUGGAGAAGAACCAAGCUGGGUCUCUAA
Elephantulus edwardii (Cape elephant shrew) is the source of this 159-nucleotide messenger RNA. RefSeq names its product 60S ribosomal protein L39-like. Gene Ontology annotation, cellular component: ribosome; cytosolic large ribosomal subunit. Gene Ontology annotation, biological process: translation. Gene Ontology annotation, molecular function: structural constituent of ribosome. NCBI's taxonomy places the organism in Eukaryota, Metazoa, Chordata, Mammalia, Macroscelidea, Macroscelididae. The record is from RefSeq and is a predicted model, not a curated record. Bases 1 to 159 code for a protein of 52 amino acids. The transcript has 3 exons.